CGAGUGCUAGCUGUUAGCAGGCUAGCUUUUUGUGUGGCUAGCUGAGUGAUGUUUUGUUAUUGUUGAAGUGGGCAGCCUCCCGACGUCUGGGAGAGGAGAAUCAGCUGUGAAUGGGAAAUCGUCCUCUCGACGCUAUCCGAACCGCUGACAUUUUCUGUGAAAGUGAGCCGUAAAAUCCCUCGUUGAUAAGGCGACAGAAAAUAAAGGAGCAGAGUUUGAUAGAAGAGGACGGAGAUGGGAAACUGCCUGAAAUCUCCGACCUCGGAUGACAUUUCUCUUCUACACGAAUCGCAGUCGGACCGGGCCAGCUAUGCAGACGGUACCGAACCGGAUCAGGAGCCACCGCCCCCCUAUCAGGAACAGAUCCAUGUGCCCAUCUACCACCCGACGCCCAGCCAAGCCCGACUGGCCACUCAGCUGACAGAAGAGGAGCAGGUCCGCAUCGCUCAACGGAUCGGACUCAUCCAGCACCUGCCGAAGGGCGUGUAUGACCCAGGGCGAGAUGGCUCUGAGAAGAAAAUCAGAGAGUGUGUCAUCUGCAUGAUGGACUUUGUUUACGGAGACCCCAUCCGGUUUCUGCCCUGCAUGCACAUCUACCACAUGGACUGUAUAGAUGAUUGGCUGAUGAGGUCGUUCACCUGCCCCUCCUGCAUGGAGCCUGUGGACGCUGCACUGCUUUCCUCCUACGAGACCAACUGACAGACACCCCCAGACCACAGUGGACCCGCACACAUCUACCAACACACUCAGUACACUGAACUUCCACCUUCAUAUCUUAUAUCCUGGAUUAGUAAGAUUGUGUUAUCUCAACCGUGGUCAUUAACACCAUGUAGGACGAAUUAUGUUUGUGUUCAAAUAUAUGUUUGAUUAUGAAGCUGUUUGUAUGAGUGUGUGUGUGUGUGUGUGUCUGUGCACUCACACUUUCCUCAGUUGACCUGCUGGACAGGACUGCAUCUGAGAAAGGACAAGUAGGAGGAAGCUGGAGCCAAGGAAGAAGUGAAAGAUGAGCGCAGAAAGGCAGGAAGUGUGCACAGAAGAGUGCGAUCGAGUCAGGGGAAUGAGUGAUGGUUAACUCAUGACUGAGAAAUGUUUUUUUGUGUUCUGCUUUAAAACUUGGCGUACACGAUUCUUUUUAUUUAAUCCGCAUCAGUGACUUGUGUUCAGGAAACGAGAGCCUGACCUUCGUCACAGGGCUGCAGAUUGUGUUUCUUGGACUCGUGGUGACCGAUGAUGGGCGUGAGCAAA
Molecule: messenger RNA, 1245 nt
Organism: Nematolebias whitei (Rio pearlfish)
Lineage: Eukaryota; Metazoa; Chordata; Actinopteri; Cyprinodontiformes; Rivulidae
Gene: rnf11b
Product: ring finger protein 11b
Exons: 3
Coding region: 235-699 (154 amino acids)
Source: RefSeq, a predicted model, not a curated record